Molecule: messenger RNA, 1590 nt
Organism: Cotesia congregata
Lineage: Eukaryota; Metazoa; Arthropoda; Insecta; Hymenoptera; Braconidae
Source: the annotation of a GenBank genome assembly
AUGGACAGUGGAGCAAAUAAAAAUGUAGAUAUUUCGGUAGCGCUUGAGGAGUUAGGACGAGGUUCAAAAUUAGUUUGGACUGUGUUUUUCUUCACUGUGCUCUCGACAUUCUUCAGUGCUUUGCACACUGUGUCUUAUAUAUUUACUGCUGAGAUUCCAGAAUACGCAUGUUCAAUCCCGGAACUUGGAAGCGCCAAUUGGAGCGCAAGUCAAAUUAAAAAUAUCUCCACAGCAAGUGGAUCUUGUAACAAAUAUAAUUAUAAUUACACUUAUCUAGCUGAUUUGAGCUUCGAAGAUGCUUUGGAACAAACAAAGCCUUUGCAAUCUAAGUUGGAAGUGAUAACUUGUUCGAAGUUUACUUUUGGAGAUAGUAAAUGGCUUACAAUUGUUGAAGAAUGGGACUUGGUCUGUGAAAAAGCAAUGUAUCGAGCAAACUCCUACCUCGUAUUUGUCCUAGGAAAGCUUGUGAGCUCAGGAAUAUUCGGAAUACUUGCCGAUACAUAUGGUCGCAAAAGGUCAAUUAUUAUUGGAGUGUUAAUGCAAAUAAUUGCUGGGCCUCUUUGUGCAAUUGUGCCUUGGUUUUGGGCAUUUUUGUUGCUUAGAUUCAUUAUUGGUAUGAGUUUGACAGCUAUUCAAUUUUCUUCAUUGACUAUUUUGACAGAAAUAUCAACUUCAAAGUACAAACGAUGGCUUGGAGUGGCUUUCAACGUCGGAUAUUCUAUCGGAACGAUAAUUGUCGCCGGUAUCGCUUACUAUUUACCUCACUGGCGCCAUCUACAGCUUGCGAUAUCUAUCAGCGCAAUUAUUAUGGUGUUUUAUACAUUCUUCAUUCCCGAGUCUCCAAAAUGGCUUCUAACGCAAAAUCGCUUCGAAGAAGCUAAAAUAAUCGUAGAAAAAUAUACGAAAUUAAAAGUAUCACAAAUUGAUCUCCAGAAGGAAGAAAAAAAAGUUGAUGAUACUUAUUCCAAAAAUAGCCUCGAAAAUCUCAAUAUUUUAUUCUCAAACUCGAAAUUGAGGAAAAGGCUGCUCUCUAUGAAUUUUUCGUGGUUUAUUUCUUCCAUGACAAGUUUUGUCCUUGUGCUAAACAUAGACAAUUACAAGUCUAACCGUUACCUAUACGUGCUGAUGAUGGGUAUCACGGAGAUGCCGACAUACUUCGUAGCAUCAAUAAUUUUGAUAUUUAUGGGUAGACGCAAGUCUACUGUAAUUCUGUACCUGAUAACCUGUGUCUGCUUAAUAAGCAUAGUAGCCGUUCCAGACGAUCAUAAAGGUCUAAUAGUGGGAAUAACAUUGGCUGGAAGGUUCGCUUUGAACGCAGUUUCUAGUAUCAUUAUACUAAUUACCUCGGACUUGUUUCCUACAGAAGUGAGGAACUCUGCAGUAGGAACGAGCUCGCUGAUGGCGCAAAUAGGUUCACUAGCGGCGCCUUAUGUUGUUUAUUUGCUUGGAAAAGUCGCCUGGUGGGCGCCGACUACUCUCUGCGGAAUUUUAGCGUUCGCUACUGGUAUUCUUUCUAUCAUGAUUCCGGAUCAAUCUGAAGAUACGGACUCGGAAACUAAUCUAGAAAAAAAAAAUAGCUAUACAAUUUAA